CCUAAAUCCUUCCGCGCUUCCGAAAGCAAUUGCUGAUAUUUUACGUGUGUCUCGCCGUAGUUUUUCCUUUUCACUUAGAACCAAAAGCAAUGCUAUGCAAAACUAACAACUGUGAAACAAUGAAAGAAUGAUGGGCGUUGUACACCUGCCAAAAAGGUUAGGCCUGGUCUCUGUCUGACUUGCACUUGGAAAAGGAGUUACCACGCAUUUUUCUCUGCAAACUUCGGCCUCAUUUCACAAGGAAACAGCAUCAGACAUGAGGAAGUGCAGUCCCUGGAUGUUUCUCCCGAUCGUGUUCUCUGUCUUCACGGCAGCCGGGCUGUGGGUUGUAUACUUUAUUGCUGUUGAAGAUGAAAAAAUAACACCACUAAAUUCAGAAUACAGGCGAUCAGGACCAAAAUCCCCUCCGUAUAUAAGCAUUGCAGGGAAUGCCCCACCGGCCAGCUGUGUUUUCAGUCAGGUUGUGAACAUGGCGGCCUUCGUAGGCUUCAUCAUCGGUGUGCUGCGAUACCUGCAGCUGAAGGCCAGGGUGCACAAGCCCUGGCUCAACAUCGGCAGUCUGGUGGCCUUGUCCUUGGCUUGCUUCGGGAUGACGCUGGUGGGAAACUUCCAGCUUUCAAAUGAUGAGGAGCUCCACAACAUUGGCACAUCCAUGACCUUUGGCCUUGGCACCCUCUUCUGCUGGGUGCAGUCAGUCAUUACACUAAAGGUCAACAUGAGGAACGAGGGCAGGAAGGUUGGGAUCCCACGCUUCCUGCUGUCUGGAGCAGUCACAUCCUGCAUGCUGCUGUACUUCGCUCUGAUGGCACAGCGGCUGCACAUGCAUGCGGCCCGGGCACAGUGGGCCCUGGUCAUGUUCUUCCUGGGCUUCCUCGCCACCUUCGCCGUCGAGUUCCGUCACUACCGCUUUGAGAUCGUCUGCAGUGACGACCAGGACCCCCCUCUCAGCCUGUCUGAAACCUUCUCUGAAAUCUCAGAGUACCAGUCUGAUCAGCUGUAGGGUAUCCUAGAGCUUAUAAAGCUUUUUUUGGGUCACCCUCGCAAUGAGUACUAUGACAAGCUGCCUGGCUUCCUGCCUAUCCCACACAAGGAGGCUAUCACAAAUGCAUGUCUGCUUGUGGAAUGUAAUAUCCCUGGAACAUUUUCUGUCAGCUAGAAACCUCAAUAGAGGCCAUCAAACACAUUUGAGAGCACAAGGAGGCAGAGGCUGCCGGUUUUGCAGUUAUGAAAAUGAACAGCAAUGAUUUUAUGGUGCAUGUAUCUUUACCCUUCACCCUCAAGGGUUUUGGCUCAGUGUGUGCGCGUGUGUUUGUGUGUGUGUGUGUGUGUAUGUCUGUGUGCUUCUGUCUCUCUGUGUAACAGUGUCUUUCCACUAGUUUGAGCCAUCAAAUGGGUGAGGGCCUACAAUCUUUAAUUGCACUUAAUUUUAUGGAAAAGGGAUACGAAUGACAGAAACAUUUUGAUCCUGCAUAUUUACAAUACAUUAUCUUGACAUCAAGCUCCUCUUGGGUCUUACUGUGGAAAGUUCGCUGGGCACCUUCAAUAAAAACAAUUAAAAAUAUGCAUCUGCAAUAAUUGACUAUGUUGUACUUUGUUAUAGUAUGGAUUGUCUGUUCGAUGAAAACCGCAACAUGAUGAGCCUGUUACUCCCAUUUCUCCAUUAUGAGGUACAAGCUAUUUCUUGUGUUCUGUGUAACCUAUUAUGCCCUCUGUAUUAUAGAUGCCAAAACAUUGUUACAGUAUGGGAAUGAUGCAUUAAUAGAAUUUUCACUGUUUGAAUAACUUAGGACUUUUGUAUUUGUCACCUGUGUCAGCCUACCUCUGCUUUAGAGUUUAGAAACAGCUUCUGAAAAAAAUGGAAUUCACAAUUCACAACUUAUGUGAUUGUUUUGUUGUCAGUCUGCAAGGGUCAUGUCUCGUGUUACUCUUAUACUGAUAAUACUGUGUUUUAUACGACAAAACUUAAGAUCAGUGGGACCCAAUCGUGCCAUGGAGGGCCGAGAGUAUGCAGGUUUUCAUUCCAACCAAUCACUGCACCUGCUGAUUUCACUAAUUAUCACACCUUCUACCAGUAGGACCUAAUUAGUGAAAUCAGCAGGUGAAGCAAUCGGUAGGAAUGAAAACCUGUAUACUGUACAGCACUUUAUGCCACAUGAUUUGGCACCACUGCUAAGGAUUUCAUGACUGCUUUAGAAUUUUGUUUAGAAGUGUGCCAAUAUGGAGUUUUGUAAAUUUGUUUGGGUUUGAAGUGCCUCUCCUUCCAUAAGGUAGAUACUCUCCAGUGUGUGCAUUUGAGUAGAAAAGUAUCGUUGUGGAAAAUUGUGCAUUCAUUAUCCUAGAUACUUUCUGUCUUGAUAGUUUGAAUUUCUGUCUUGUUCGCAGCUGUGUUCUUUCAUCGAGGGCAUGGUUGUAGCCUUUUAGAAAUUGUUGAAAUUGUUUGGUCAAGAACUGUCUUCUGUCAUAGCCCUCACAAUUCCCCAUUUUGAAGUCUGUAAUUAAUGAGUACAAUUCAACAAAACUGUCUUGAAUGCCUCUUAAUUUCCUGUUAAAGUGUGAUAGUGAGGUGCUUUGUUAUGCAUGUUGCAUGUACUUUUUGGUAUUAAACCAUUUUACAAAUUCCUA
This is a messenger RNA of Anguilla rostrata (American eel), 2622 nucleotides long. It is a transcript of the gene tmem150c, whose product is annotated as transmembrane protein 150C. Gene Ontology annotation, cellular component: plasma membrane. NCBI's taxonomy places the organism in Eukaryota, Metazoa, Chordata, Actinopteri, Anguilliformes, Anguillidae. The record is from RefSeq and is a predicted model, not a curated record. The coding region runs from base 257 to 1000 and encodes 247 amino acids. The transcript has 9 exons.